AGGUUUCUAUUAAAACAUGUCUGCGAAGAGUUAUGAGCUGUAUAUUCACCAAUGGAAGAAAAAUAAUCGGCAUUGAAAUUAAAGAUCCUGAGUGUAGUGUUCAUAUUAACUUGCCCUGCAUGUGAUAUAAUCUUGAAUCCCGAGGCAUUUUCUGUAGGCCUACCAGGCUGCCAGAGUGGUGGAUUUUCAUUUGCAGAUGCAUUGAGCUCUGCCGGGUUUAGUGAAGCGUGCCAUUUUUUUUUUAUUAUAUUUCAUCUGUUAAUUUGUUUUUUAUUGUUUUGUUAUAAUUAUAGUUUGUUCAUUCUCUUUUUCUCUCUGUUCAUCACUGUAGUAGCUCACUAUACCAACUAUUCUUUUUAUCCAUUUGCUUUCUCUGAACAAACGGUGGACUGAGAGGACAUAAUUUUCAUUGUUGUGUUGGAAUAAUGCGGUUGUUGGAUAUCCUAAUCAAAGAUAAAAAGGACAAAGAAAUCAAGUACCUAGAGAUUGUGGGUAUUUGGUGAAUAAUAACAUCCAUUGUUGAUUCACAUAUCCUGAUAGAACGGUCUUCAUCAUUCUUGCAGAUUGUUAAGAUACAGCUUGACCCCAUAAUUGAAGCCAUUUCGUGUGCUCACCCAGCAAUUUGUGAGGCACUAAGAAUCAUCUUAUAGAUGAACCUAAUUUGCAGGCCAUGGUCCACACAUUUUUGGAUGGUGUAAUCCAAUAUUGCAGGCUUGCACAUUACAAUUGAAUAGGAAAAGUUUGUUCCAAGACUUGAACGAAAAGCGAUUCCAAUGAUGAAAGGUGAAGCAAAAUCAUACGCAUUCUCAUUAUGAAAAUUUUAAAUCUACUGUGGGAACCAUUGGCUCCUCUCUUUUUUAACUUUUCCUCAUACAAACAAGAGAAAAACCGGAUGCUAGAAUUUUUAUUAGUUUUUCUUGUAAUUUUUCAUCUUUCCCACUGUCUUCUUGUGUGGAAUUUAGGGUGUUCUUGGGCCCUACCAUUUCCUCAGAGAAAGGGCUCAUUAUUCAACCAUAACAUAGGAUCUUUACUAUCAUACAAUUCCAUUUAUCAGCAUUCUUCUUAUUGCGCAAAUCACGACCAUCCAAAUUGUGAUCUGCCUUUUGCAGGAUCAAGAAUCUGAUAAUCACAGCCAUUCAAACAAAAGCAGAUACAAGUUGGUGUGCCUUAUUUAUAGGGGACAAUACAUAUUAGACUUCUAUAACAGAAAGCAGCAAGGUUGAUACAAAAUUUAAGGUUUCUGAUUCCUGGUAAAGGAACAAUGCGAGGGUUCAGCAUUUUUCCUCUCGGAGGUUGCUUUGAUGGCUGUCGAGAUCAUACGCAAACUUCAGGAUUCGGCUCCAGGAUCUGGAACCUGAGUGACAGGCCAGUUGAGCUGCAAAUAAGAGUGGGAUCAAUACUGAAAAAGGUUCACACAUUGAAGCCAGGCUCUUCAAAGAGACUAAAAUGCAAGAGCAUAUACAAGGCCUACAUGCCUGGAAGAAGUGGAAGUGCCACUACUGGAAGCAUGAAGAGCUUGCUUUAUUACUAUGAUGAAACUUGUCAACCUUAUAUUUGGGUGCAUGACACUGGAGGUGAUUUCUCCAGAAUGGUCAAGCAACAGUACAUUAGCCUGGAAGACCUGAGGGAUUAUUCUGAGAUUAGAAUUUUCAGGGAUCAUCAAAGAGGCUGCAUAUCUGUCCGCAAGAAACCUAGGCCAGAUGUUUGCUGACUCUGGAUAGCAUACAAUUGAAGUUAUUUUGUGAGAUUAUUAAUGUGUGAUUAAUGAAAUUGAAGUUUUUGUUUUCUUUCUCCAGAUUGUUUUUUCUUUCAAAGAUUCUUGUAUUGGGUGGUUUUCAAGAAUUCAGCUCACACAUAGCAACAUGUAAUGAGAUUAUAGGUCUUGAUUAAUUCUUUAAUGAUCUGAUAUGAUAUUUGAGGA
Molecule: messenger RNA, 1921 nt
Organism: Manihot esculenta (cassava)
Lineage: Eukaryota; Viridiplantae; Streptophyta; Magnoliopsida; Malpighiales; Euphorbiaceae
Exons: 1
Coding region: 1262-1711 (149 amino acids)
Source: RefSeq, a predicted model, not a curated record